AUGUCGUCCCUGGCGGCGGUUCGGGCGGACGGGUACUACCGGCCUCCGGACGGCGCGGUGUCUGUACACCGGCGAAGGCGGGGCGCGCAGCAGCAGCAGCAGCAGCAGCAGCAGCAGCAGCAGCAGCAGCAAGUAAUUCGAUUUGAACUGCCCUUUAAAGUAUUUUGUUUGUCUUGUGCUGCAGUGCUGGACCGGGGGGUCCGCUUCAACGCAAAGAAGCAGCAAAUUGGCUUUUAUCUUUCUUCUCCAGUUUAUUCUUUUUCUUUUUGCUGCCCCUGCUGCAGCAGCAGCUGCAGCAUCAGCACAGACCCGAAGAGCAGCAGCUACAUCUGCAGCAGCGGUUUGCGGCAGAAGCAGGAGGACUUGCCGGAUGCUGCAGCAGGCAAUCCGCUGCUGCUGCUGCAGCAGCAGCAGCAGACGCUGCAGGCCAACCCGCUGCAGCAGAAGGAGCACCAGUUCCUCCUCCGCAGGCAGCGGGGGCUGCUGCUGCAGCAGCAGCAGCAGCAGCAGCUUGCUGCUGAGGAGACGCCGCAGCAGCAGCAGCAGCGCGAAGAAAUCUGCAGCGCCAGGGAAGCCACUGCGCUGCUGCUGCAGCAGCAGCAGCAGCAGGCAGACGACUACGCAGCAAACCGCCGCAUGCGGCAGCAGCUGCGCGAACGCAAAACAGCAGCAGCAGCAGCAGCAGCAGCAGCAGCAGCAGCAGCAGCAGAGUCUGGAGAAGACGCUGAAGAACUCAGGGGAAUUAAAUUUAAAAAAAGAAAAAGCAGAAUUGAUAAGUUGACGCAGCAGCUAGCGAAGCGCCACGCCUCCAUAUUCCCCUGCAGCAGCCGCAGCAGCCGCAGCAGCUGCAGCAGCAGCAGCAGCAGCAGCAGCAGCAGCAGAGCCUUCUCCCUAGUUUGCAAGUCCGAAGCAGUCGCAGCGCGCCUCGCGCAGGCCCUGCAUGCAGCCCCAAAGGGCAGCAGCAGCAGCAGCAGGAACAAAAACAAGAACAGCAGCAGCAGCAGCAGCAGCAGCAGCAGCAGCAGCAGCAAGAGCAGCUUUAGACGGCUCUGCAGCAGCAACGCGGCAGAGGUGGGAACCUCCAGCCUUAUGCUGCAGUUCCUGCGGCAGCAGCUCGAAGCCGCUCUGCGGGGAGUACAGCAGCUGCAGCAGGCCCAACGCCUAUAUUUCUCUGCAGCAGCAGCAGCAGCAGCAGCAGGAGCAGCAGCAGCAGGAGCAGCAGCAGCUCCAGCAGCAGCAGCAGAAGCAACAGCUGCUGCAGCAGCAACAACGGAUCAGUUUGCCUUUUUAAGGUUCAUCUGCGCCAUCGCGCAGCACAACAAAGAAGAAGCAGCUGCUGCACUACAGCCCCAGCAGCAGCAGCAGCAGCAGCAACAACAGCAGCAGCAAGAGAACGAGCAGCAGCAGCAUUUUGACUUGCUGCAGUUCUCUCUGCCUGACCCUAUGCCUCCUCCCUUGGCUCAAUUUAUAAGUAAAGACUCCGACGCAGUAGCGCCUGCCAGCAGCAGCAGCAGCAGCAGCAGCAGCAGCAGCAGCAGCAGCAGCGACGACAGCAACAGCUGCUGGAGCAGCAGCACUCGCAGGAUUUGCGGGUCUCCGGGUUUGCCAAAAUGGCUGACAGUAAAUGCGGCUUUGAAGCGUUUGUGCUUCCUCACGUCCCACGUGGCAGAGGCAGUGCAGCAGUGCGCAGCAGCAGCAGCAGCAGCAGCAGCAGCAGCAGCAGCAGCAGCAGCCCCACAGGCAGACGCAGAGUUUGAGGAGCAGCAGAAGCUGCUGGGGCUGACGCUGCUGCAGCUGGUGCGCCUCUACCAGCAGCAGCAAGUGCUUGCAGUCAUGGCGGCGAAGAAGAGGCAGCAGGAGCAGCAAGAGGAGCAGCAGCAGCAGCAGCAGCAGCAGCAGCAGAAGCAGCAGCAGCAGCUGCCUGAGGGGGCCCCCGAGCCCCAGCCCGGAGAUGAGGAGGUUUGGCUGCUGCUGCGCUGGAGUGUACAUACAGCGCCGCUGCUGCGAGCCUUAGCAAAUCUUGCUGCUGCCUCUCCUGCCACAAAAGAAGCUGUUCUUAAGGAGAACGGAGUGCCGGUUCUUCUUACUUUCAAAGGCAUCGACGAAACUUCUCCUUUUUCUCGAGAAGCAGCAACAUUCGUGAGGGUUUAG
Eimeria necatrix is the source of this 2151-nucleotide messenger RNA. RefSeq names its product GH23000, related, related. The coding region runs from base 1 to 2151 and encodes 716 amino acids. The record is from RefSeq and is a predicted model, not a curated record. Gene Ontology annotation, cellular component: U2-type spliceosomal complex; post-mRNA release spliceosomal complex. NCBI's taxonomy places the organism in Eukaryota, Apicomplexa, Conoidasida, Eucoccidiorida, Eimeriidae. The transcript has 3 exons. Gene Ontology annotation, biological process: mRNA splicing, via spliceosome.